Molecule: messenger RNA, 1497 nt
Organism: Aspergillus campestris IBT 28561
Lineage: Eukaryota; Fungi; Ascomycota; Eurotiomycetes; Eurotiales; Aspergillaceae
Exons: 3
Coding region: 1-1497 (498 amino acids)
Source: RefSeq, a predicted model, not a curated record
AUGGAUUUCCUCUUCGGGCGUAAGCCCGCGGUGCAGCCUGUCCCAGGAGACCGGGUGCUUCCGCUGCAUUUCUUCGAGAACAGCCCAUUGGUCCAGGGGAAUAACAUGGCCGUGUCGCUUGUGUUCGACGCGGUUCUUGACCCGGAAAAGUUGCGGACGUCCCUCGAGGGCCUGGUCAAGCAGGAUGGUUGGCAGCGACUGGGAGGACGGCUGAGGAAGAACGCUGCGGGCAAGAUUGAAUGGCAUAUCCCAGCGGAAUUCACUGCGGACAGACCUGCCAUCUCCUUCGCACACGUCGACCAUGGCAUGCCGGCGGCUUCUCAUCCGGCAGCCUCUCGCAUCCCAAAGCCCCAGCCGGUCCCCGCCAUUGUCGGAGACCCUGACGACCUAGAAGCCUUGGCGUGGGAGCCAGGCUAUAAGCCUGGCGGAAUUAGUGACUACCUCACCUCUGACCGGCCUGUUUUGGGACUGCGGGUCCAUUCCUUCACGGACAAGACUAUUGCCGUCCUGCAGUGGCAGCAUGUUGCCUUCGAUGCUCUGGGCUUGCAGUACGUCGUCGAAGGCUGGAGCGCCAUGCUCUGGGGCAGAUCCGAGGACAUCCCCGUCCCAUGCAAGGUCGACACGGACCCGUUCGACGCACUGGCCCAGGGCUCUCGUCCCGCCACAGAAGAGCAUCUUCUCGCGGGCCGGAGAGUCGGACUAGGAGGCAUGCUCAAGUGGGGACUCGGAUAUGGGUUUGACAUGCUGGUGCGAGCCAAGGAGAACCGCAUGGUCUGUGUUCCUGAGACGUUCUGGCGCCCGCAGAUGGAGAAGGCCUUGGAGGAGCUUCGCGUUGAAGCAGCAGCUCAGGGUGAAGACGUCUCGAAGGUGUUUUUGACUGAGAACGAUGUUUUGACUGCGUGGAUUCUGCGCUGCGUUGUGGGCCAGAUGGGGAUGGCUCCCAAUAGGACGGUCGCAGCAUCCCUCGCCAUGUCCCUCCGCAAAGCCUUCGAAGGCGACCUGAUACCCGCCUCCGCCGAGCACCCUUACGUAGGCAACGCCUUCGGCUGGGCCAACGUCCUAGUCACAGCCGGCGACAUCACCUCCAAGCCAUUGAGCUGGCUUGCGCGACAAGUCCGAAAGGCGAUCAACGAGCAAGGCACGCGCGCCCAACACGAAGCGUACUACGCGCUUGUGCGCACGGGAGCCGGCCUGCCGAUCGUCAUCUUCGGGGAUGGCGGCAUGGCGCAGGUUGGCUUCUCCAAUUGGAAUAAGGCUGGGCUGUUUGAUUUGGAUUUUUCGCCUGCGCGCGUAGACCACGAUGGUAAGACUGGUGGUGGUGGGCCGUGUCGGCCAUCAUAUGUGCAGGAGAAUCAUGGUCCUAUCAAGCCUGCGGAUGGGUUCUUUAUUUUUGGGAAGGAUGAGAAGGGGAAUUAUUGGACUUCGGCGUGUAAGGUUAAGGGGCAGUGGGAGAAGUUCCAGGAGCAGUUGACUAAGGAUUUUGAGGUGGAGACUUAG